Molecule: messenger RNA, 591 nt
Organism: Rhizophagus irregularis DAOM 181602=DAOM 197198
Lineage: Eukaryota; Fungi; Glomeromycota; Glomeromycetes; Glomerales; Glomeraceae
Source: RefSeq, a predicted model, not a curated record
GAUUCCAAACUUUAACGGUAAAUUAUUAUUUAAAUAAUUUUCUCUACAAGUAAAAUAAGUAAAACAAUACUAUUUUUAUUACAUUAAAAAAUAUCUUUAAAAAUGGAAUCAUCUUCACGUAUUGAUCAUAUGAAACAUGGCGUUAUUAUGGGUAGCGCUUUAGGUGUAUGUCUAGGGUUGGCUUUUGGAACAUAUCAUGUCUUAAAACAUGGACCAGGCACUAGAGGUUAUAUUUCAACCCUUGGCCGAUAUAUGGUAUCUUCAGCUGGUAAUUUUGCAAUAUUCAUGGGAAUUGGUUCGGCAAUUCGUCGUGAAGAACGACCAAAAAAUAUUAUGUUAAAACGACAUUUGGAACAACAUCAAAAAUUUUGUCAAAGAGGUUUCGCUAAUCUGCCUGUUGAAGUUUUAGAGAGAAAUCGUUGGGAUAGAAGAACUGUUGGAAUGUAAUCAAUGUAAUCUCAUUGUGAUACCUUGGAUUACAUCAAUCUUCUUUAUUACCGAUAUUUUAAUUGAUUACCUUUCUUUUUUCUUUUUUUCUUCAUUUUUUUCAUACAAAAUUAUAUCUUUAUUUAAAAAAAAAAAAAUUAAAAU